Tigriopus californicus is the source of this 818-nucleotide messenger RNA. RefSeq names its product heme-binding protein 1-like. Lineage: Eukaryota; Metazoa; Arthropoda; Copepoda; Harpacticoida; Harpacticidae. Bases 74 to 724 code for a protein of 216 amino acids. The record is from RefSeq and is a predicted model, not a curated record. The transcript has 5 exons.
UAUAAAAAUACAUGAAUCAGCAUCUCCCCAAUUCAGUGCCUCCUCACAUCCCGAUAUAGAAACAAACAUCAUCAUGAAAUUCCUUUUGUUGCUCAUAUUGAACCUGGGUCUAGCUCUGGCUGCCCCAGCUCAAGAAGAACCCGCCUCCUAUUUGGGAAAUCUGGUAUCAAGAGCUACAGAGUUUGUUAGUGACUUCUUUUCCGAAUACGAUGAGCCUGCUUACAAAGUCGUCCGAACGAUUGGAGAUUCCCAGGUUGAAGAGCGCAAAUAUCCCGGUGGAUUAGCAUGGGCUUGUACCGAUGAGGAGAACGCAGCCAAUGGAGAUGAAAACAUCUUUUGGAGGUUAUUCCAGUACAUUCAAGGACAAAACGAAGGAGGUGUGAAAAUCGCAAUGACCACCCCCGUGAAAAUGGAAAGAUUUCCCGGGGAGAAAGGAGAGCGAAACAUGUGCUUUUAUUUGAAACCCUACACUGAUCAAGAACCGCCAGCACCCACCAAUGCAAAGAUCUCCAUCGUCCGAAGUCCUGAGAUGAACAUUUACACCAGACGAGUCGGCGGAUACAUGGACGAUGCCGAUUGGGAUUAUGAAUUCAAUUCCUUGAAGACCUUUUUGAAGGCCAACAAUGUGGCUGACUUCAAUGAAGACAAAUAUUACGCCAAUGGCUACGAUUCCCCCAUGAUGUUCUACAACAGAAGGAACGAAGUGUGGGUCACCAAAGAGUAGAUGUAUUAUUUAAUAGAACUGACGCAAAACAACGACUCAAAGUAAUAAACAAAGACUAACAAAUUAGACAAAUUGUUCGUAGUUGUUUUCAGUA